AUGUCCUGUAAAGGAAUAUCAGAAACAAGUAGACUUUGGAGAAAUUUGUUUGAAGGGUAUUCUCAUAAUCUCAUUAGACGAGGAGAACAUUUUUGUAUCAAAUCGCUGAAUACUUCAUUAACUGCUGAUGGAAUUGUCAGUAUUUCAGAAACUGAGUUUGAAAGUUUUGGAAAAGUUUAUGAAUCAUCAAUGACAGUCAGUACCGAAUAUUUUCAAUCAAAAUCAAAAAUACUUUGUGCAAUUGACUUGCUCAUCUCGGAACCAACUUUUCCAAAUGACUGUCAGUCAGAAUCAUGGAACCAAACUCCAUGGCUUGGAAAACAUUGUCAAAGCUUUAUUGUCUAUGUCCGAAAAAAAAAAUUACGUUUAUACUUUGUUGUUCCUGAAGAUAUCUAUGUGAUUUCAUAG
Messenger RNA from Entrophospora candida, 408 nucleotides. Lineage: Eukaryota; Fungi; Glomeromycota; Glomeromycetes; Entrophosporales; Entrophosporaceae. The record is from the annotation of a GenBank genome assembly.